AUUAAAAUUUUAAAGAAGCCCACAAACUUCCUGAAAAAAACGACCACAAAAGAAACGAGCGUUUUAGCGCCCUGCAAAUAUUAUCUCCUCCAUUAACAUCUUCAGAAACCUUGACGCUCUUUUCAAUACAGAAUAACCUUAAUUAAAGAAAAGUGCCAGCAAUCAAGAAUUCUUAUCGUUUCCGAGGAAUAAAUCUGGUUUGUGGUUUUCUAGGCCUCGAGAAGCGAGCCUGAUUUACCGUCAGAUUGCAGAAGUCCGCCUUCACUGAAUUUCACGUCAUCUCAAGUAAUGAGCGGCUUUGAGUUGGAUGACCGUCAGAUUGCACACCCUCGCGGUCGCCGAAUUUCACGUUAUCUGAAGUAAUGGGCGGUUAUGAAUUAGACACAGUUGAGCUCUGUGAAAUUUGUUUCUAUUGGUCCACCUAGGUCUUUGAUAAGGAUUAGGUGAAGGAACUUGGGCAAAUUGGGUAGCGGAAGAUUUCGUUGGGGUUUACUAUGGCGGCGUUUUGGAGCGCUGCUGGUGGCUCUGCAGCAGUCUCCUGCCUGAAAUCUGGGGGCACCGUGAAAUCUGUAGCGGAGGUGCCAAACCUACGGCCUCUGCGCCGCCAACGACAGGUUGUGGUGGCGUAUAAAAGCUGCCCUCAUUUGAAUUUUAGUUGUAAUAAUAAUAAUAUUAAACUGAAAAUAAAGGCAAUGGCGGAGCACAAAGGAGGUGCUGAGCAGGUUUUAGCGCGGCCUAGAAAAGCUGCGGUUGCAGAGGCCCACGGUAGUGAUAAUAAUGAUGGCACACCCUCGCGAACAUGUCUUUCUGAAGAAGAGCUCUUCUUGAGCAUGAAGAAGAAAAUUGAAGCCAAACGAUUACCUGCUAGUGCUGCAGCUGCAAUGGAGGACGUAUAUCGAAAUUAUCAGAAUGCAGUUUUUGAGAGUGGGAAUCCCAAUGCAAACGAAAUAGUCCUUUCAAACAUGGCAAUAGCUUUUGACCGGAUUCUGUUACAGUUUGAGGAUCCUUUUACAUUUUCUAAUUAUCACAGAGCAAUACGGGAGCCUUUUGAUUACUACAUGUUUGGACAAAAUUACAUUCGGCCAUUGAUUGAUUUCAGGAACUCAUAUGUUGGAAAUUUAUCAGUUUUUCAUGAGAUGGAAAAACUCCUAAUGCAGGGUCAUAAUAUUGUAUUGAUUUCAAAUCAUCAAUCUGAAGCAGAUCCUGCCGUUAUUGCACUAAUGCUGGAAACCACAAACCCAUUAAUUGCAGAGAGGAUAACAUAUGUAGCAGGAGAUAGGGUGGUACUGGAUCCAGUUUGUAAGCCUUUCAGUAUGGGAAGGAAUCUUCUCUGUGUCUACUCAAAAAAACACAUAAAUGAUAUACCGGAGCUUGCUGAAAUGAAAAGAAAAGCAAAUACACGGACAUUGAAGGAGAUGGCUUUGCUUCUAAGGAAGGGUAGCCAACUGAUCUGGAUUGCUCCGAGUGGUGGUAGAGACCGUCCGCAUCCAGUUUCAAAGGAUUGGUUUCCGGCUCCUUUUGAUGAUUCAUCUGCAGAUAAUAUGAGAAGGCUUUUAGAGAAUUCUGGUGUUCCUGGACACAUAUAUCCUUUAGCAUUGCUUUCCCAUGACAUCAUGCCACCCCCACUCGAGGUUGAAAAGGAAAUAGGUGAAAAGAGAAAGAUUGGGUUUCAUGGAGUUGGGAUAUCUGCAGCUCCUGAGAUAAGGUUCACUGGCUUUUCUGCUGGCCUUGAAAACCAAGAAAAGGUAAAGGAAGAUUUCUCAAAAGCUAUAUAUGAUACAGUUGUCAUGCAUUACAAUGUCCUCAAGUCUGCCAUUUAUGGAGGCAAAGGGGUGGAUGCUUCCAGUUCCUUUGUCAGCCUUUGUCAACCUUGGAUGCAUUCAUCUGCAGCUUCAAACUUUGAAAAGCUAUCGGAUUCUUUCCAUCUUGGCCACUAAAGUGCCAGCCUCCUGUACCAAUUGUACUCUGUAAAAUAUAACAUUUGAUAAAGCAAAUUUUGUACAAUAAUGUGUUAACAUAGUAAUGAAUUCAAGGAGUUGGAGUAGAAUGAGAGCCAAAUUAUAUAUUUUAAGGAAAUGUUUGUUUAUUUUCUAAUCUUGUAAAGAGACGCACAUGCACUGAUUCAUUCCAUUGAAUUGUCAAAACCAGUAAUUUUAAAAAAUAUCUUCGGUUUGUUCA
This is a messenger RNA of Cryptomeria japonica (Japanese cedar), 2178 nucleotides long. Its product is annotated as glycerol-3-phosphate acyltransferase ATS12, chloroplastic. The transcript is spliced from 12 exons. Gene Ontology annotation, molecular function: glycerol-3-phosphate O-acyltransferase activity. Gene Ontology annotation, biological process: glycerophospholipid metabolic process. The record is from RefSeq and is a predicted model, not a curated record. Lineage: Eukaryota; Viridiplantae; Streptophyta; Pinopsida; Cupressales; Cupressaceae. The coding region runs from base 495 to 1937 and encodes 480 amino acids.